AUGACGGAAACUCCUGAAAUCGAAAAUAUGGACGAUAGAUUGACUCAAGAAGUUACUCUGUUGUCCACCAAGUUAGUUACCGCAGUUGCUAAACAGCUGGAGUUAGAAGAGAAAUUAUUACACAUGCAUAGAGACAAUACUCAAUUAAAACAAAAAUUGGGUAAGUUAGGUGAUAUUGAAACGAAAUAUAAUGAAGUAGUCUCCAAACACGAAGAGCUCACAAAGGAGCACGAGAAAGUGAAGCAGUUGAAAGAUACAGCUGAAGCGCAAAAUACUAAAUUGCUGGGAGAAGUUGAGGAUUUGACAGCGUCUUUAUUCAAUGAAGCCAACGAGAUGGUCAGUAACGCGUCCAGGGAGGCAUAUAACUUCAAGGUGAAGAAUCGUAAAUUGAAUGAAGAAAUUGAAGAGAAAAACACUAUUAUAGAUAACUUGCAGGAUCAAUUGAAAGAUUUAAAACAGUUAUUUUUCAGGAUCGAGGAACAGCACAAGCUUACAUUUUCAGGAACUGGUACUCCCAAACUAGAGCAAUCAAAUCAUCUAGAUGAUGAAAAUAAGAAUAACACGGAAGAAGAUGUAGAUAGUAACCCCCAGAAGUACGCGAAGCAACUAGAAACUAUUAUUUAUUCACCAAAUGUUGGUGCAAUAAGAUUUGAUCUAUCACAGUAUCAGCAAGAUUUCAAAGUUUUCAUUUAUACUAUAAUCAAACCAGAAUUUCAUAUGGAUUUGACAGCGUUGAAAAAUUUAAAGUUCUUUAGAAGUGUGUGGAGUGAAGAAUUGGAAAAUAGUUUCCCUAUUAUUCCAAAUCUAGCCAAUUCAAAUUUUAUAAAUAGAUGGCAAAAGGGAAAGAACUUUUGGAACCUCAUCGUAGAGGGCAAAGCAGUCAUCGAACCAAUAAGCGGUGUCAAUGAAACGUUUAAAUUGGCUUACAAGGGGGAUAAGCUUAACAAAGAUGUACCUGUUGCUACUAAGGAUCCUUGUAGUUUCUGCGGACAAUCAAAAGAUGAUAUUUUGGAACACUCAAGACUUUAUUCCUUGAAGUUGUUGAAUCCAGAUUCUUCAAGCGCUAAUACUGAAAGUCAGGACGUAAUAGUAAGUUAUCCAUUGUGUAACUACUGUCUUAUAAAGUUGAGAACUAUUUGCGAUUUUUUUGCCAAAAUAAGACUCAUCAGCAGCAAUGUAUAUAAAUUAAAGCAAAACACACAGUUCGAGGAGGCAACUACGCCAAAUUUCCAGUUCAAGAGAUCCUUUAAUGGUUCGAGUGAUUUGGAAGUCAAUAGUUCUCCUAAGAAUAAACAAGUCCUCACAAAAGAAGAAGAGGAAAUAGAAGAAUGCAAGGUUAUGAAGUUAUACUUCAUACUAAACUUAAUAAGAAGCAAGAUCUUCUGGAGUAAGCUCGGAUUCUGGGAUAAUGUGGAAAAUGUUCAUGAAAUAAAUAUCGAAGACUUGAAUCAUGAGGCUUUCAGGUCCCUCAUAAGAAAACCUGUUCAAGACAAUGCCAACGAAAAUAGCCAACCCAGUACCCCAACACUUCCGAACCAACCUGACUCUACUACAGCGUCUAGUGUGCCCAAACUGGGAAAUGAUACUUCAAAAAACAUCAAGGAUGUCUCAGAUAUCUCUGUAGAUACUGAUAAAUCUAAAUCUACAAAAGACCCUGCAUCUAAACCAACCAAACCCCAAGAGUUGUCAGAAGAGAAUGAGCUCGCAGACUCCUAUGGCAAGGACUUGGAACCUUCUUCGGAUAAGGACAACGAUGAGUUUGCUGAUACUUCCGAGAAUUUCCAGGAUUCUGAAGACCAGGUAUUGGCCAAUGACACUUCUGACACCAAGCAGCAGCUUGGGCGUAAAAAUUCCAAAUCAAAGCAAUUUAAGCAGAAAAUAGAUAAUGAUUUAGAUCAAACAUUACAGAUGCUCCAAGAAAGUAUUAACGAUGAAUAG
Debaryomyces fabryi is the source of this 1938-nucleotide messenger RNA. RefSeq names its product guanine nucleotide exchange factor (gene SEC2). The transcript has a single exon. Gene Ontology annotation, biological process: exocytosis. Lineage: Eukaryota; Fungi; Ascomycota; Pichiomycetes; Serinales; Debaryomycetaceae. Gene Ontology annotation, cellular component: Golgi to plasma membrane transport vesicle; cell tip. The record is from RefSeq and is a predicted model, not a curated record. The coding region runs from base 1 to 1938 and encodes 645 amino acids. Gene Ontology annotation, molecular function: guanyl-nucleotide exchange factor activity.